Messenger RNA from Scheffersomyces stipitis CBS 6054, 1614 nucleotides. RefSeq lists its product as uncharacterized. The coding region runs from base 1 to 1614 and encodes 537 amino acids. The record is from RefSeq and is a predicted model, not a curated record. Lineage: Eukaryota; Fungi; Ascomycota; Pichiomycetes; Serinales; Debaryomycetaceae. The transcript has a single exon.
AUGUCAAAGAAGUCCCACGACUCGGCUUUGGUCGAGCAAGUGCCAGACAGCAGUGGUAGUUACGAAAAUAACAAUGCCGACUAUGGUGCAAUCGUAGAAACAGAAUUUUUCUCUGAUAGUGAAAUUAUAGAGGAGGGACGUAGCAAUGCUGAUUUGGAAAAUGGUGCUGAAAGAGGCGAAGAAGUGCUCACUGAUUCUGAAGGUGAAGACGCAUUCGUCAAGAAGUACGGUGCUAUAAACUUCAGCUAUAUCAAGAAACCUACGGAAAGAGUCUGGUUCAUAAGGCCACAUGCUUUGAACUACUUCAAGGAUGGAGUGUUGUACAGAACCAAGGGAGAAAGAUCAUCAGGAAGAACUGAAUUGUUCCUAGAUCUCAUGUAUGUGGCCAUAAUAGCCAAUUUGGCUGGGGAAGCAACCGAAAAUGCUAGUGGAGCUGCUUUGCUCAAGUACAUCUUGCUCUUUGUUGCUGCCUUCACGAUUUGGGCUGAUGUCAAGGAUUUUGUCAAUUACUACUACAGUGAGGAUUUGUUCCAGAAGUUGUGUUUAGUGUGGUAUUUGUUGCUUUUGAUGCUUUUUGCCAAUAGUCAUUACGAUAUUGCUACAUCAAGAGCCAGUGCUGCCUAUACAAUUGUACCUUAUAUGCUAGCCAGAAUGUCGUUGAGCAUUACCUUGGUGGUGUAUUCGUUUUAUAUCCCAGAACUAAGAUUUCAACAACGAUGUUACGCUGCCACCAUCUUUGUAACUACUUGUCUCUGGAUUCCAGUCAUCUUCAUUUCUACGAGAGCAAAGAUAGGUUUGUCGAUAGUUAUUUUCGUGUUGGAGCAGACUUCAUUCAUGGUGAUUCACCAUCCUAGUUUCAGAAGAUACUUCAGGUUGACCACCUCUACUGCCUUGAAUAUUGAACACGAAGUGGAAAGAUACUCGGUUUUUGUCACUAUUGCCGUAGGUGAAUUCUUAUACAAAGUUGCUGCAAACGGUUCGUUGGGCUCAGGUUUAUCCUUGCGGUUCCUUAGAGGUGUAUUCAUGAUUUUGAUUGCCUACGCAAUUUUCUGGAUUUAUAUCUAUGGAUCCACAGCCAAAAAGGCUAUCCACGCUUUGAGACGUUCGGGACUAACCGCAAUUAUCUAUUUAUAUGGACACUUGCCUCUUGUAGCGGGAAUUGUUCUUGCUGCCGAUGCUGGUGGAGAUUUGAGUUCUUUGACCAACACCAAUCUACACAGACAUCCCGUAGAAGAGUUACUAGUACAUGGCGAAGAACUAUUCAAUAGAUCAGAAGAAAACGAAGAGCUUAAUUUGUACGCUUUGGCAUUUUUCUUUGCAGGAGGUAUCGGUGCAGCAUUAGUAUCGUUAUGUGCUCUAGGAUUACUUGAUGCCAGCCUUGAUCCUCCAAAGACAUUCUUGUUGCCUAGAUUCUGGCGUGUUAUUUGGAGAGCCCCAGUGGGUGUAGUUGUAGCGAUGCUCCCAUUUGCAGAAUUGAGCUCCACUGUGCUUAUGGGCGUUAUAACAGCUCUUCUAUUGAUUUUAGUUAUUUUUGAAAGUGUUGUUUCCACACCAAAACACUGUUUGGUCAAAGGACCUCUCAGUCAAGUUCAUCCUAAGCCAGUGCCUGAGUGA